This is a messenger RNA of Microdochium trichocladiopsis, 867 nucleotides long. RefSeq lists its product as uncharacterized. The transcript has a single exon. The record is from RefSeq and is a predicted model, not a curated record. NCBI's taxonomy places the organism in Eukaryota, Fungi, Ascomycota, Sordariomycetes, Xylariales, Microdochiaceae. Bases 102 to 629 code for a protein of 175 amino acids.
GCGGAUUACUUUAGGCAUGCCGUCGGGCACGAAGGGGUGGCUGGUCGCUAGCUCGCGCGUGCUUGGUCGCCUUCCUGCACUACCGGUUGCUGCCUUGGCCGAUGCCUUGUUGCAAGUUGUGCAGCCCGCACAGCCUUGUGCUCUUCGGGCCGGGACAACGGAGCCCUUCGACGGAGCGGUCAGGAGCGGUUCGCAACACGUGCCACAAGUCAGCGAAGAUUGCCGCCAUGUCGUGUCAUUGCCGCCAUCGGUGUAGGCGGGUCGGGCGCCUGCUGCAUCGGCGGCAGCGGCAGGCUGCAGCUUGGUCGCGGAUGACGCCUGGUCGGUUGCGCGAGAGUCCGGCCGCGCUGGGGGGAGGAUUGCUUGGAAUGCUGCGUUGGAUCCAGCAUUCGCCGGAGGAGGCAGUUGCUUGGAUGGGCGUGGGUGGGUGCUGGCGGAAAAUGAUGCGCUGCGGGCCUGUCCAUUGCCAAUGCCUGGCGCUGGAGGCAGGCCCAGGCGCUGUCAGCCGAGACAGAGGCAGAACCUACAAUGGAGAAGGGUCGCGAGAGUCGAAGCCACAGGUUGUGUUCAAGCUUGCGAGGCGGGCCAAGGUUGCGAGAUUCACUUCUGAGCAUUCGAGGGUCCAGUGAAAUGGCUUGAUUGACUGUUUCGGCAGUUGCAGUGGUGGCUGCUGUUUGCUCCAGCGUGUUUCGGCCAAGGGCGCCCAUGGUUUGUGCCUAGGCGGGCCUGUACUGAUGGUGGGUGGCACGCACCUGCCGCCAUUCCGACGCACGCUCUUGCCCCGGCAACCAUGUACCAAUAUCCGUAAAAAUGCCAGACCCGGAGCAUCCAGAACUCGGGAACAGCCGCCCACUGGAAUGUUCAGUC